UUUAUUAGCAUGUCUCUUUCUCCUCCGAACGUGUAGCUAUUUUGGAUACGCUACGCACACAUUAGAUGUUCUCUGAGUUUUGUUUUAUAUAUUAUUUUAAAUCAAGGUGGUCUCCUAUCGAACUUGAAAAUAUCGAGCUGCAGUUACGUAUGAAAUUAUAGUGCUCGAUUAAUUAUCUAAUAUCUCAUCAAUCGUGUCCAUAUGUAUCUCGUUGUUAAUAUAUGUGCAACAUUACAGAUGUCCGAUUGAUGCUAUAUUUUGUCUUUUUGUAUCCGGGAACUGAUGUGUUAUCCUCUUGCUACUGGAACAUAUUACAACAGCAUUGACCUUCGAGAUAGAGAUGCACUGAAGAAAAUUUUUGAUUCGACAAAAUUUGAUGCUGUUAUACACUUUGCCGGAUUAAAGGCAGUGGGAGAAAGUGUUGAAAAACCCUUGCUUUAUUAUAACAAUAACAUUAUUGGCACAAUCAUUCUUUUGGAAACAAUGGCCAAUUAUGGAUGCAAAAAGCUUGUAUUCUCAUCAUCAGCUACUGUCUACGGUUGGCCAAAGGAAGUACCCUGUACUGAAAUAUUUCCCUUAUGUGCUACAAACCCAUAUGGACGAACUAAGCUUAUGAUUGAGGAGAUUUGUCGUGAUAUCCAUUGCGGUGAUAGUGAAUGGGACAUAAUUUUACUAAGAUACUUUAAUCCUGUUGGUGCUCAUCCUAGUGGAUUCAUUGGUGAAGAUCCUCGUGGAAUUCCUAAUAAUCUCAUGCCAUUCGUACAACAAGUAGCUGUGGGAAGGAGACCUGCUCUUACUGUUUAUGGAAAUGAUUAUUCAACUAAAGAUGGCACAGGGGUAAGGGAUUACAUUCAUGUUGUUGAUUUAGCAGAUGGACAUAUUGCAGCCGUAGAGAAGCUAUUUCAGGGUGGAAGUAAAACAGGUUGCCAAGUCUAUAAUUUGGGCACUGGUAAGGGAACAUCUGUCUUGGAAAUGGUAGCAGCAUUUGAGAAGGCUUCCGGAAAGAAAAUCCCUCUGGUUAUGGCUGGAAGACGACCCGGUGAUUGCGAAACUGUUUAUGCAUCUACCAGCAAAGCAGAGAAAGAGCUCAAUUGGAAGGCAAAGUAUGGGAUUGAAGAGAUGUGCCGGGAUCAAUGGAAUUGGGCUAGCAAAAAUCCAUGGGGAUAUGGAAUACCUGACGAGUCCACCAACCCAUCAACAUGACCCGAUCAGUUCAAAUGUUCAAAGUACUAUCACAUGUUGAUUUUUUUUUUUUUUUACAAAUAACUGACAUGAAUUAGUUUUGAAUUGCGACUCAUAAAUUAAUAAAUGCCUCUACAAUUGAAGAG
Zingiber officinale is the source of this 1328-nucleotide messenger RNA. RefSeq names its product UDP-glucose 4-epimerase GEPI48-like. The record is from RefSeq and is a predicted model, not a curated record. Gene Ontology annotation, biological process: galactose metabolic process; rRNA processing. The coding region runs from base 283 to 1203 and encodes 306 amino acids. Gene Ontology annotation, molecular function: UDP-glucose 4-epimerase activity; RNA binding. NCBI's taxonomy places the organism in Eukaryota, Viridiplantae, Streptophyta, Magnoliopsida, Zingiberales, Zingiberaceae. Gene Ontology annotation, cellular component: cytosol. The transcript has 9 exons.